This is a messenger RNA of Nerophis lumbriciformis (worm pipefish), 1336 nucleotides long. RefSeq names its product endonuclease domain-containing 1 protein-like. The record is from RefSeq and is a predicted model, not a curated record. Gene Ontology annotation, molecular function: hydrolase activity; nucleic acid binding; metal ion binding. Lineage: Eukaryota; Metazoa; Chordata; Actinopteri; Syngnathiformes; Syngnathidae.
CCAGCCAAUGGUGUGUUGAAAUAGGUUUCCUUUUGACAAUCUGCAGUGUUCGGUUGUAAAUCAUUCUCAACAAUUUGACUGUUGUGGCUGUCGCCUGUGACCAGGAUUUUUAUAAAAUAACUGAUGACAAUAUAAGAUGCAUAUUGGGGGUAUUCUAUAGUUUCUCAGAAGAAAUGCUGACUACUGGUUAAGAGGGGAAGUUUGCAAACCACAGUAGGCAGGAUUAAAACUGUCAUGCAGAGUUUCUGCUGUCAACAUAUAAAUUGAAAACCCAGCGGCCCUGAAGUGUUUUUCUCCAGAAAACUUCAAGAUGCAUUCCUCCAUAGGAGUUAUUUUUCUUCUGCUUUGCUGCUUUGAUGGUCUGGUCCUCGGUGAGAUCCACCAGAACUUUUCAAAGUGCCUCGAUUUCUUCUAUAAGGGAACACCACCGCAGGGUAUCUACCGGUACUCAGUGGGAUACCAACCAAUAUGUCAGCGUUUUAACAACCAGUACCGCUUUGCCAGCAUGUACCACCGUCAGAGUCGUGCACCUUUGUAUUCUGCGUACAUUAUCAGCUCGGGUGAAGGGAAACGGCCAAAUUCAACAUGGAUGUAUGAACCACAGUUGGCAUUCUCCCGUGCAAGCCCCGAAAUGAAACCAUUCAAUGCCACAGUGGAUCAGAAUGUGAUCGAGAGUCAAGCAGUGCCUCAGGAUUACAGUCAUUCCAACUACACUAGAGGCCAUCUCACUCCCAGCAUGCACCACAAUACCGAAGACGAUCGCGCGGCCACAUUCACCCUGACCAACAUUGUUCCUCAGCGGAAUGGUUCCAACUCUGGUCCCUGGAAUUCCCUGGAGAAGAAAGUGAUGGGAAAUUUCAAGACGUUCUGUAAGGGUCCAAUGUACGUGAUCACAGGGGCCAUGCCUUAUGCAGACGGAGCUCACUGGAUCAAUAACAGGGUGUCGGUUCCCGAGUACAUGUGGUCCGCCUACUGCUGCCCCAUCUAUAAGGCCAAGCUUCCCCCGGAUGUGCGGCCGACCUUCCCUGCGUACGCAGCUUUGGGCAGGAAUGAUCGUGACAGCGGAGAGGAGUUUGUGCCAGUUAACCCCAAAGCCAAGGCCUCAGAGCGUGGAUACGAUGUGAGGAAGAUGCCUCUGCACACCCUGGAGGAGAUUCUGGAACAAAGGCUAGCCAUGCCCAUUCGUUUGUUUGAUGGCCAGUGUCAGCAACUGUCACAACUCUAAUCAAGUCUGUUAACUUUAAUCAACAGUCAUUUGAUUUUUUUGUUUCAUUUUGUUUGUAUCAAUCUUGUCAUUUUGCAUAUGAAUAUGUUCUUGAUCUGACAAUAAAUCUAG